AUGGCGUGUGUCCCAAUACUCCUCCUCGUCUUCCUCACAGGCUGCCUGGGCUCCCAGAAGGUGUGUAGCUACCACGACAUUCUGGUGCACCUGAACCUUACCCGAGACAACGAGAUGUACACGGCCACGCGGCCAGUCCUCGACCACACACACCCCACCGUGGUCCGCAUGGACCUCGCUCUCUACGCCAUUUUAGCCGUGAUCGAGAAAACACAGACCUUCACACCAUUCAUCUGGAUAAUAUUGAUGUGGAAUAAUGAACGCGUCUCCUGGGAUCCGGCUAUGUUCUGCGGGAUCACAGAACUCUCCAUUCCCAAAGAGAUGCUUUGGAAACCUGACCUCUUGAUCACUGAGAUGACGGAUAUGGACAACGCGUCCCAGAGUCCCUACGUGUACAUCACCUACGACGGCAACGUGACCUUCGAGGAGGACCUGAAGGUGGUCAGCACCUGCAAGAUGGACGUGCACAAGUUCCCCUUCGACACGCAGAGCUGCAACAUCACCGUCAUGUCCAUCCUCCACAGCGUAAGUCAACUGAGGCUCACCCCGUCCUCCAACUCUUCCCGGAUCACCCAGUUCACCCGCAGGGUGAUGCAGACUCAGGGAGAGUGGGAGUUCCUCAGCCUGGCCGUCACCAACGAACUGUUCGUCCUCGGGGAUCAAAACUGGGAUCAGAUCAUAUACACGAUCUCCAUGAAGAGGAGGCCCCUUCUGCAUGUCAUCAACUUCCUGCUGCCCGUCCUCUUCUUCCUGUGUCUGGACCUGUCCUCCUUCCUCAUCUCCGACCACCGGGGGGACAAGCUGGGCUUCAAGGUCACCGUGCUGCUGGCCAUCUCCGUGCUGCUGCUCAUCCUCAACGAGAUCCUGCCCUCCAUGUCCAACCGGACUCCCCUCAUAGCCACCUACUGCAUCGUGAUCUUUGCCAUGAUGCUGCUGAGUCUCCUGGAGACGGUGUUGGUGACUCACCUGAUGGAGAAGGACUCUCAGCAGAAAGGUGUCCCGGAGAGGGAGGCCGUCCUGGUGGAGGACCUGGAAGGCAAGCAGGUCAAGGCCGCCUCCCCCAGCUCUCCUGCCUCCCCCGCCUCCCCAAGCUCCCCCAGUCCCUUAGAGAAGGGCUGCGCUCGCUGUGCGUGCGUCUGCGAUUGGUUGAGGUCUGAGACGCCCCGUGAUCAUCUACCAAUGGCUGAGCAGGUGGCGGACGGCGGUCCCGCCGGGGGCGACGCCCACCUGUGGCUGAUGGUCCUGCAGGAGCUGAGGGAGCUGAAGGGCCUGGCCCUGGCCUGGGUCCGCCAGGCCCACGGGGGGCACCCCGGCUACUGGACCCGCCUGGCCUAUAGGAUCAACGUGGGCUUCUUCAUAUUCUAUGUGGCGGUGGCCCUGUUCUUCCUCACCCUCAUGAUAAAGGAAUGGCAGUCCUAG
Messenger RNA from Gadus chalcogrammus (walleye pollock), 1419 nucleotides. Its product is annotated as 5-hydroxytryptamine receptor 3C-like. Lineage: Eukaryota; Metazoa; Chordata; Actinopteri; Gadiformes; Gadidae. Gene Ontology annotation, cellular component: synapse; membrane; neuron projection. The record is from RefSeq and is a predicted model, not a curated record. The transcript has 10 exons. Gene Ontology annotation, biological process: regulation of membrane potential; nervous system process; chemical synaptic transmission. Bases 1 to 1419 code for a protein of 472 amino acids. Gene Ontology annotation, molecular function: extracellular ligand-gated monoatomic ion channel activity; transmembrane signaling receptor activity; neurotransmitter receptor activity.